UAUCACAUGACCAAUACCAAUGUUGGGAAUGCGUCAAACAGCUAUAAUAAUAACACCACCAUCAUCGUGGGAGUAAAUGAAGAGUCUCUGCGGAUCCAGUCAUGGUUAUCGCCGCUCGAGCCCUAUAGAAGGCAUCAAGAUGUGAGAAACCGGCGGCUUGAUGGUGUUGGGGAUUGGGUUCUACAAAGGAAUGAGUUCGAGUCAUGGUGCGAGAGCCAGGACAGCCCAGUGAAUCCUACUUUGCUAUGCUAUGGGGGUCAAGGGGUUGGAAAGACCUACAUAAGGUAGAACAUUCUCUAGAAACCGUUGGCGAUGCUGACAAGUAAUAAAAUCAGUUCGCUGGUAAUUGACACCCUGCGCGAGAAAGCUCGUGGACAGAAUAUCGCGGUUUUACCUCUCUAUUGCGAUUACCAGGCGCGGAAGGACCAAUUGGCCGUAAACUUGAUAGGGGGUCUACUCAAGCAGGUUGCUUUGGGGGCAACAAGGAUUCCGGGCGAAAUUCAAAGCGCUUUUGAGGAGUCUCAGCAGGAAGGUGGCCAAAGCCUCCGAUUGCCGGAUAUGGUGAAAUUAUUCGUCAAAGUAAUCCGUCCCAUUGAACGGGUUUACAUCUGCGUUGACGCGGUGGAUGAGUUACUACCGGGGGAUCGGUCAGGAUUCCUUCGUGCGUUGCAAAAAAUUAUUCAAGACGCGCCAAAUACGCGGCUAUUUAUUACCGGGAGGCCGUAUAUUCGGGGGGAACUGGACAAGCAUCUCGCGAAGGGGGCUCAUGUUAUACACAUUGUGGCUGACCGGGGAGAUA
Messenger RNA from Tuber aestivum (summer truffle), 799 nucleotides. Lineage: Eukaryota; Fungi; Ascomycota; Pezizomycetes; Pezizales; Tuberaceae. The record is from the annotation of a GenBank genome assembly.